AUGAAAUUUUAAAAUCCCAAAGGUAUAUUUUCUGUGAUCUUUGUCUAUGCCAUCAUCUUGAGUGAGUAUUAUGUAUUUGUAUUUCAUUAUUUACCUUAUAGAUAUAGCAAUGUAAAAUAUUUAUCAUUAGUAUAGAAUAGUGGAUCCACAAUUUUUAUUGGAAUAGAAUUCACACUUAUCUACAUAAUUAUUCAUUGGGCGUACAUUCAAGCUCAAAUUCAAUCUCCUGGGCAUCCCUCUCCUGAUUUGGUAUUUGAAUCGCCCUAAAUUUAGGCAAAAAACUAUCAAGAACAUAUAUUAGAAGAAAUCAAGAACAGAACUAAAAAACAUACAGAAAUUAUUCAAAAAAAAAGAAAACAAAAGUUAAUGAAGAAAUAUGAAUUAGCAAUUGAUGAAGAAGAUGAAAUAUUGUAAUCCAAAAUAACAACAUAUCAUUUAGUGACAUAAUUUAAACUAUGUAACUUGAUUCCUAUUGUUUCAAAUGCAAAAAUAUCAAAUAACCCAGAACUCAUCAUUGUAAAGAAUGUAAUAAAUGCAUUUUAAGAAUGGUAUUUUUUAAUUUGGCUUCAAUAGGAUCAUCAUUGUCGUUGGGUUAAUAAUUGUAUUGGGAUGAAAAAUCAUAGGUUUUUUUGUUAAUUUAUAAUCUAUGCGUUGCUAUGUAUGUCUCAAUGUGUGAUAUUCAUUACAAUUGAACUCUUUAGUGGAACUUAACUUAAAGGAAAUUCCAAGUUUCUUUGCCAAAUGUGUGCCCUUACAUGUUUACUUUUAUGUCUUUCUAUGGGAACUCUUCUGUCAUUUCACUUAUAUCAUAUAGCGAAAAAUGUGACAACGGUUGAAUUUCACAUAGAAGAAAUGAAAACUGACAAUCCAUUUCGAAAGUUAAAAAUUAUAGACAAUUUUAGAGAACUCUUUGGUUAACUUUAUAUCAAUUGGAUUUUGCCAUUAACUGAGAAUGAAAGUAAGACAAAAAUUACAAAUGACUCAUUCGAAUUAUGA
Molecule: messenger RNA, 996 nt
Organism: Paramecium octaurelia
Lineage: Eukaryota; Ciliophora; Oligohymenophorea; Peniculida; Parameciidae
Source: the annotation of a GenBank genome assembly